ACGCGAUGGCUAAAUCAGGCCUGUAUGCGUGAUUAUUUAAACAUUUAUAAUAGAAUGACCUAAUCAUUAUAUUUUCAUCACAGAUAUGGGUCAGUCAAAGUGCAACGUUAUUUAGUAAUUCUGUCACUUCUAUUUUUAUCAAUGAAUGAUGAAUUGGGUAGAUAGGUCAUCUAUAUAGGUCAAGGUCAUCUGUUUCUAUGGUUGUUUUCAAGACUAUUCGUCAUAGAAGUUUUAAACACUACCCAGGAAAGUCACAACCUGCGGCAGUUUAGACAAUAGCUCGUUGCAACGUCGUACAGCUCUGUGAACUUGGUGGUCAUACAUUCAUCGGCAAAAUCUGGAGAUAAAGAAAACGUAAUGAUGUGGAAGUAUGGGCUCUUACUUGUUCUCUUUAUCAUGUUGACGAUUCAGCAAGAAAUAAUCAUCUCCGAGCGAUUUGAAAGCAAUAACAGUUCAUGCACGACAAAGUUAGUUCCUGAAAAUAAAUUGCUGUUGUUCGACAGUGAAAUCGAUAUUUCAGAGGCGGACCUUGACAACCUUCCAGCAGUGCAGUAUGAGCUCAAAAAAUCAGAUUCCGGUUAUGUACCUUUCUGUUACUUUAAAUUGAAAAAUCUUGAGGAAUACAAAUCAGAACAUUGUUUAUGUAACUUUAAUACAACAAAAGCGAUGGAGCGAUUUCAUGUGUUUAUUUCGAUACCUGCCUUACCAGAUUUCAGUGAAGCUACCUUGCGAGGACGGUUGUGGUCUCCUCAUUUGCAAAUCCGCAGUGAAGAGCAAAAACUUCCAAAAAUUUUUGAUCCCCAGAAAAUUGAAACCCUCCUUUAUGUAAACAAUGAAUUGGCAAACAUUACAGAAUGUAAUCAUACUAUUAACGGUUCGGAUGUCACUAUACUUGUUAUAGUACAAAUUAAAAUGGAUCUACCUUUGGAAUUGAAGUUAAUAGCAAAUAAUAACAGAACUGUCAAGCGAGUGGGGUCUAACGUUUUAAUUUACUCAACGAGGUUUAUCGGUCAACAAACAUUUACAAUUAUAUAUGAGAUGUGCAAAAAUGAAGAGUACAGCCGUGCAUUUACUUGCUCAAUCCAAUCUGGAAAUGCAUCAUUAGAUAAUGAAACAAAGUCUGUAGAACAUGAUAACCUCUUCUUCAAUUUGCUUCUUUUUGAAUUAGUACUAGUGAUACUGUUAACUGCAGUUUUGAGUAUUAUAGCAAAAAGGCAAUUGUUUUUAAAACUAAAAGAAACUACACAUGCUCAUAAAGGAAAACGUCGUACACCAGAAACUGAAACUACUCAUGACUACAGCGAAGAUCUUUGUCCCACAAUCUCAUUAAUAGAUAUUGCUCAAACUGAAACUACUCAUGACGACAGCGAAGAUCUUUGUCUCACAAUCUCAUUAAAAGAUAUUGCUCAAACUGAAACUACUCAUGACGACAGCGAAUAUCUUUUCCCCACAAUCUCAUUAAAAGAUAUUAUACUUGAUAAAAAUAAUAAUAUUGAUAAAAAAAAUUAUGAAUUUCUAUGUUUGACUUCAGAGGAAUUAACAGGGAAAUCAAGUUUUUUUUUAAAUAAAGAUGAAUUAACAUAACCAAUAAUCAUGUGAAUCUCUACCUUACUCCUUCCCUAUCCCGAAGUUUCAAACGCACAUACAGAAAAACUCAAACACGCACUCAUUCAUAUACAUGUAUGUACACACACACACGUUUUUAAACACCAACGUUCUUACCAACAGACACACACACAUAUAUAUCUAUGUAUCUGUCUAUGCAACUGUCUAUGUAUGUAUGCAUGUUUGUAUGUAUCUGUCUGUCUGUCUGUCUGUCUAUCUACCUAUCUAUCUAUCUAUCUAUCUUAUCUAUCUAUCUAUCUAUCUAUCUAUCUAUCUAUCUAUCUAUCUAUCUAUCUAUCUAUCUAUCUAUUUAUCUAUCUAUCUAUCUGCCCAUAUGGGCAGUUGUUUGAGACAAACAUCUAUAAAAAAGCUAACAAGAUCCUCGAAAUACGAAUCAUCCUUUGUGUCAGGAUUUUGUGAUUUUACCAUCACAAAAAAGAUACAAGACACCGAUAGCAAAAACAAACAGACACAAACACUCUUUUGUUCCCCUGGCAGUCAAAUCAUGAAAUAAGAACAAUCUGGUAUAAACUUUGUCACAUGUAAAUUAUGAGUGAGUCUGGUGUGAAUGUACACUUUGGUUUCUUAUAGUUAUAAUGUUUUUUGUUUGGUGUAAUGCGCAAAUUGUAAGAUAAAUUUCCUUACGGAAAAUAAAGAUUAUUAUUAUUAUUAUUAUCAUAUCUAUAUCUAUAUUUAUAUCUAUCUAUAUCUAUCUAUCUAUCUAUCUAUAUGCAAUUUUUCGUUUUCUUCUUUCUUUCUCUAUAUAUGCACCCUAACAAAAAAUUACAAAGAUUUGCCUUUCACACAAGUAUCUAUACCGGUAAAGUGUAGAAUGUGGUGGGCAUACUAUAGGAUGUGGGGCGUUUUUAGGCGAGGUACCAAAUGAUUCUCCAUUGUCCACUUUGACCAGGCAUUCUAUAUAAUGACUAGGCAUAUUACAGAAUGACUAGUUCUGCGUCAGGCAAAAUAGAAAAUAUCUUUUUUAGAAAUAUAUUUAUAAAUUAAUUAUAAAUGAGUAGGAAAAAACACAAUGAAACUACAGGAUUUCUUUAGACUAAAAUUACCUAUGUAGGCCCAUGUCUUUAUACCCUGUGCUAAGUGCAAUUACAAUAUUUAAAAAAUAACUAAUUCUUUAAAUUAACCAAUUUAAAACUCGUAAGUUUCUUCUAAUUUGACUAAUUUUAAAUGAGAAAUUAAAAGAUUCAAAAAAAAAAUAAAUUGCGAGCGUGUACAUGCUGCAGUAAAAGAGAAUCGAAGCAGAUCAUAGACUCUUAAAUGCUGCUCUAAUUUUGAACACAUUUUUUUAGUUUUUUAUUAAAUGCAAAGUUAUUAUUAUAAUGAUCUAAUCAGUUGUAUAUAUAUAUUUAAUGAAAAAAUAGUUUUACAAAAUCUGUUGUAUAAAGCUUAGUAAAGUCAACAUAUUCUAUUUCAAUUUGUAUUGUAUUUCAUAACUUUUCUUUGGCUCUUUCUACUUAUAAAUUAUCCUAUGUUAAGAAAUACGUUGUUAGACCCAAGUGAAGUUUACCUGACGCGUAGAAAGCCAUAGAAGGACAAUAAAAAAGAGAAAAGCCUCACUAAAGAGGACAGAAGAUAAAAACAAGACAAAGUAAACUUAAAAAAACUAAGUUUACAAAGUAUUUCAUGAUAGAGGCAGUAAAAUAAAUUAUUAUAUUUAUCAAAAGUUUCUCAGACGAAAUGAAUAUUAAGAACUGUUUAUCAUUCAAAUGAAACAAUAUAAAAAGUAAGCAAUUUCAAUGUCCGACAUUUUUUUCAAAUAGUAUUUACUGGAGAAAAAAAGCUUUUUAUUGGGUUAUGUAUUUCUGUUUUAUUUAUUUUUAUCUGGUUGGGAUUUAAAUUCAAUUAGAUCAAACAAAAAGCGAUAAUUUAAGUGAAAAAAUACCUUAUUAUAAUUGGUAUACAAAUCUUUUCUGUUUUUUAAAACAGCCCAUUGAGUUGAUUAUAAAGUUGAAUUUCAAGUAUAUUAUAUACGGUUGUAAGCACUUUUAUUUUAGUGUCACAAAUUCAGGCGAAAAUUGAACUGCACUGAAGCCUUGUUUAACAUAAUACAUUAAUAUCUUGUGUUUUCCACGGUAAUAAUAACUAAGCUUUUUAUCUAGUGCACUUAAGUUGUACAAAGCAUGCACACUUAGACAGUCGUAAUUAAACAAACUCCACACUUUAAAGAACAAGACUAAAUUAGAUUGCUGGCGAAUAGAAAUAUUAUUUCGAGAAAUUUAUAUUAUAAGUAAAAUACUUUAUAUCAUUAUCUAACACAUUGGCUGAAGCAGAUGCUAUAGAAUGCUGGGUUUCGCACUUUGCCGAUAACAUAUUUAUAUGUAGAUAUAUGUAUAUAAAGUUUGAUAUAGUGAUAUAUAUAAAGAUCUGUAUACAUAAUUUAAAAGAUUACAUGGUUUUAUUAAUAACAUAAUGUAGUGUUUUGAUUAUGUUUAUAUUACUAAGUAUUUUAUUUGAUUAAACCAAAAUUCUUUGUAGUAUAAUUAUUACUAAUUAAUAAAAAGACUACUGUCCAUUUAUUAAUAGCAAAGAUCUGAAAAAAAAACAUGAAAAUGGUUACUUUGUGUCUAAUUUCACUCAGGCUUUUUUUUAUAUAAAUGUUUUGUAAACUAGUAUCUGGUGACAAAGCCUCGCUCGGAUUAAUAAUUUGUGAAGGAAAAUUAAUAUCUACCCUAACCUAUUUUGGAAACAUUUUUGUAAUGACAAGCGAUGGCCAAUGGGGUAAUCAGUUCCUAUACACAAAACUACUUAUACGUUCUGUUAGUUCUAAAUGCCACUGUACAAGCAAUUUGAAUGGAAAAUCUUUUAAUGAUAUCAUUAUCUUACGAAAAUAAAGUUCAAGAGGGGAAGGUCAUUUUGAACUUUUUUUUUGAGGGGGGGGG
This is a messenger RNA of Biomphalaria glabrata, 4502 nucleotides long. RefSeq lists its product as uncharacterized. Bases 358 to 1584 code for a protein of 408 amino acids. The record is from RefSeq and is a predicted model, not a curated record. The transcript has 13 exons. NCBI's taxonomy places the organism in Eukaryota, Metazoa, Mollusca, Gastropoda, Planorbidae.